AUGGGCAUCUCCGACAACGAUGUACAGAAGCAACUCCGCCACAUGAUGGCUUUCAUCGAGCAGGAGGCUAAUGAGAAGGCUGAAGAAAUUGACGCUAAAGCCGAAGAAGAAUUCAACAUUGAGAAGGGACGUCUUGUUCAACAACAACGUCAGAAGAUCAUGGAAUUCUACGAGAAGAAGGAGAAACAAGUCGAGUUGCAGCGAAAAAUUCAGUCAUCAAACUCCCUCAAUGAGGGCCGCCUAAUGUGUCUGAAGGCUCGAGAAGAUCAUAUCAGAAAUGUGCUUGAAGAGGCAAGAAUGAACUUGUCGAAGAUUUCUGGUGAUCAAGCUCGUUAUCCUUCAAUUCUCAAGGGUCUAAUCAUGCAGGCUAUGCUACAACUUCUUGAGAAAGAAGUCACCCUCCAGUGUCGCGAAAAAGAUCUCCCACUAGUUGAGAAGCUUCUUCCAGAGUGUCUUGAUGCCCUUGAAAAGGAAUGGGGAGAGAAAACUAAGGUUACGAUAGACAAGCAACACUAUUUGUCGCCCGAAUCUGCUGGAGGAAUCGAACUGACCGCAAAGGCUGGAAAAAUUAGAGUUUCAUCCACACUAGAAAGUCGAUUGGAUUUAAUUGCUAGUCAGAUUGUGCCACAAAUUCGUACGGCACUGUUCGGUCCCAACCCCAACAGAAAAUUCUUUGACUAAUCAUUACUUUGCUUCUUCUGUACAUGCCCAAAUUGACCUUUUUCCACCAUAUUCGUGUUGUUCUCGCAUAGGUCAGAUUCAGAGUCCGCGGCUUAUCUUUCUCGCUAUAGUCUAUCUAGCUUAGCUGUGUUCGAUUUUAGCCCGGACCUCAUCGUAUUACUGCAAGUUUCACCCGCAUGAAACUUACCAAUGAUCCGCCAACCAUUCCAUGAUCGUGCUUGUAUGUGAUAGAAUUCGCCGAGUUACCCGAAAAAGACUUGACACGUCUAUUAUCACUUAGAGUAUUUAUAGAUAGUCAGGUCGUUUUGUUUACUUAAUAUUGAUAUUGAGUUUCUCUCUUAUGUUUUGCGCACACAUGAUAAAUGGAUAUUAUAGAAAUGUUUCGUUGGUGUCAUCAUGCAAUCGGCUUGCCUAACCUACCAG
This is a messenger RNA of Cylicocyclus nassatus, 1104 nucleotides long. The record is from the annotation of a GenBank genome assembly. Lineage: Eukaryota; Metazoa; Nematoda; Chromadorea; Rhabditida; Strongylidae.